This is a messenger RNA of Conger conger (European conger), 2938 nucleotides long. RefSeq names its product N-acetyltransferase 16 (gene nat16). Gene Ontology annotation, molecular function: acyltransferase activity, transferring groups other than amino-acyl groups. The record is from RefSeq and is a predicted model, not a curated record. The transcript is spliced from 4 exons. Lineage: Eukaryota; Metazoa; Chordata; Actinopteri; Anguilliformes; Congridae. Bases 94 to 1092 code for a protein of 332 amino acids.
CUAUUUUCAGCAUCGUAGCUCUGUUUCGUUGCAUACCUACCAGUCACCUGCCGACUGAUCGCACCAGCACUACACCCUGCUAACGCUCCAAAAAUGAAGAUUGAGAGCAGUCUGCCUUGCCCUCAGCUCCCUGAGUCACCCCCUCAGACAGGGCUGCAGUUUUCUGUGGCAACCGAGGAGGACUUUGAUGACAUCAUGGCCAUGAGUCAGGACAUCUAUGGUGGCCUCGACUACCUCCCUACCCGCUACCAGGCCUGGCUGCAGGAGACUAAUCGCACAGUCAUCCUGGCCAGGAAACAAGGAAAAGUGAUUGCCUUGGAGUCUGUGUGUGUGAUCGAUGAUGGUGAAACAGUGUUGGUAGAGGGGCUACGGGUCGCCCCACAGGAGCGUGGCAAAGGUGUGGCCGGCGUCCUCCUCCGGUUCUGUUCACAGCUGGUCAAAUCCAAAUUCCCUGAUGUAAAAGUGACCCGCCUGACCCGUGAUGAUAAGCUGGGGCCCAAGGACUUCCAGAAGUAUCGGAUCAUCACCAAACAGGGAAUCCUCUUGGUUCGAUUCCGAGCUGAAGAUGUCAAAUUGCGUCUGUCUGACCUUGGGCCUGAUGCGGGGCUCCCUCCAUCUCAGUCAUUGCCCCCGGUACGCCUGGACCCCACAGAGGUACACCAGCUCUUCCUAAACCCUGCACUGAUGCGGGAGGUCCUGCCCAAUGCUACCAUUGUCCAGGAUUGGCAGCCCUUCAAGCCUCUAUCUAGUAACAUGGCCAUCUUACAGAAGAAGGAUAUCGACUGGAUGGUGGACAAUGUCCGUGACCCAACUGUAGCCAGCCUCUGCACUUUUCCCUUCCGUGUGCCCAUUGGUGAUGAAUGGUACUACCUCAACAUUGACGUCUUUGGAAAAGAUCUGAACCUGGUACGCCAGCAAAUUGUGUCCCACCUGCGUCGCCACACCGAUGCACUGAAAGGCCAUGUUAUGUGCCAGAUGUUCCUUGAUCCACCACUCUGGAAGCCCCUGGCCGAUUUUUGCUGUGACACCCUGGGAGUGGAAUUAGUGAAGGAGUACACUGAGCAAUGUGUGGUGGAGUCUGAUCUGGUGUAAUGGGAGCAAGAACAAGCCAGAAGAACCCCAGUGACCCACCUUCACCCAGGAAAACAUCCCACUAAACUAUGAAAAGGUGUUUCAGCAUCCUGUUACCUGUAAAGUAUCUUCAGGAAAUAGCUAAACAUAUAACUAAAUUAUUGAUCAAACUUUAGCUCAAAAGAUGAAGACUGAUAAGAAUGGAACGAUUCAACUGAUAUUCAAGCUUCCUGAUAUUUUUUUACUUUUCCCACAGCAAUCACACAAACAAAUAAACAACAAAAAUAUAUUCAAAAUUAUUUUAAAUGCAGACUUAGGACAAGUAUUUAAGCUGAAUUAGACUCACACAGUUGUUAGCUGCUUUAGCCUAUAUGUACUACAGUAUACACUAGCUGGUGUGCAAAUAGGUCUGCACAACUAUUGAGGCACUUUAUAAUAAUUAAUUUGUGACCCUGAACUGUAAAAUUCAGAUAGGUCCGUCUAGUCAAUUACCAUUAGUACUGGCAGAAACAAUUUUAGCCAUUCUCUUUAAAUUAUGAAAUCUUAAAUGAAUGAAAUUGUAAUUAAUUACAAAGCACAAAAAUGUAACAAAUGAUCAAACAAUACCUUGUUCCUCUGUCAACUCAAAACUUUAAAAUAAGCUUGUUUUAGAAUUGAAGUACUUCUCUCACAACAUUUGGUUUAACUUCAAAUAUAAAAAAAAGGAAAACGUGCUUUCCCCAGUAAAAACAAAAGAUGCUCAUAAUGGCAUUUCAUCACCAGUUACCUACAAAGCUCAAUCUCAAUAGUUCAGUCAUUCAAAUGAGUAGAUCCCCUGUUUUGAGUCUUUAAACCAUUUUUCUACAGAGGGAAUGGUCGAGGUACCAGGGACUUAAAUAAAAAACACCAAUGACACCAAUAACUAAACUAAUAGCUUUUGUAACUCCGAUCAAUGAUUAAUCAGGUGUAUGUUUUCAAGUACAUUCAGUGAAGUCAAAUGCACAAAAUGAAAAUGUAAAGAAAAUCCACAAGAAGUUGCGAGAUGAGUCACAUGGCAGUUUCAGCUUUUGCGUGCUUGUUGUCACAGAUUGAUGUAUACAUGAUUUAUAAGUUCUACUGACUGGCCAGUUUGCUUCUAAUUUUUAAGGAGGCUUCCUAUUUGUUUAUUUUUGCAUUUAUUUUUUUCCAAUAUUUUUAUUUUUUAUUUAAUGUAUCUAUAUCUAAAGAAAUAAUAUAUUCGGUUCAAUAAACAUAAUUAGCAUUGAAAUCUACCCUGGUAGUUUGAAACCCUUCCUUAUUCUAAUUUAUUUUUGAGUAAUAUUUAAUCUAAUUAUGUUUUAAGUAUAUUUUAUUAGUAUAAUCAUAGUGUUCAUCCUUACUCAUUUGUUUUUUUAUUUCUUUUAAAAGAUUUUCCAAAACUUUACUAAUACCUUUUGAAAUAAAUAAACCUCCAAAUGAGCCCAAAAACAACACAAAACACUAAUUAUUAGUCUAUAUAAAUAACUGAUGCAUAAUAAAAUAAUAUAUACUAAUAAUAUAAAAAUGCUGUUAAUAUCUUUUAUCAGAAAUCCUUUCAUUCUGAAACGUACAGGCAGCCUGUUAAAUUACACUUGUCAACUAAAGAAAGUUAGCACCAGGGACUAGGAUGAUGUCAGAACAUGUUUUCCUUUCAGACCAGUUCCCUUUAGUGUUCUCACAAUAUAUUUGUGUAGUUCCUAUGCCCUCACGCAAAUAAGAGGACACCUACAAUUUGAACAUUUAAUUAAUCAUUAUUUAUACCUAGUCAUGUUAUGUUUAUAGCUGUUUUCUCCCUGUGCUUUUGUCUUCUACACAAAAAAAACAAAGAUAUGGUCUACCUAAUAAAGUGGCGACUGGGUGUAUGUGCUGA